Molecule: messenger RNA, 196 nt
Organism: Nannochloropsis gaditana CCMP526
Exons: 1
Source: RefSeq, a predicted model, not a curated record
GAGGGAGGGCCGGAGGGAGGGGCACCCGCAGGCACAUGCCCAUGUCGAUUAUGACCCCGUCCUGGCCGUCAACCAGGAUGUUCUCCAGACUCAUGUCCCUAUGGCAGAGACGUCGGUCGUGCAUGAAGGCCAAGCCCGACAGAAUUUGCGAAAAAAGCGUCCGGGCCCGGGCCUCGGGCAAGCCGCCCCCCCGCGC